Molecule: messenger RNA, 1416 nt
Organism: Ceraceosorus guamensis
Lineage: Eukaryota; Fungi; Basidiomycota; Exobasidiomycetes; Ceraceosorales; Ceraceosoraceae
Product: glycine hydroxymethyltransferase
Exons: 2
Coding region: 1-1416 (471 amino acids)
Biological process (GO): folic acid metabolic process; tetrahydrofolate interconversion; L-serine catabolic process
Cellular component (GO): cytoplasm
Molecular function (GO): zinc ion binding; serine binding; pyridoxal phosphate binding
Source: RefSeq, a predicted model, not a curated record
AUGGCCACUGCACUUCCCUCUGACUACAACAAGGCGUUGUACACGCCCCUUGCAGAGGCUGACCCCGAGGUUCAGUCGAUCAUCGACGAUGAGACUUGGCGCCAGUUUUCUGGUCUGGAGCUCAUUGCUUCAGAGAAUCUGACUUCUCUGGCCACGAUGGAGGCCAACGGUUCCAUCCUAACCAACAAGUAUUCCGAAGGUCUUCCCGGAGCUCGUUACUACGGUGGCAACGAACACAUUGACCGACUUGAAAGGCUCUGCCAGCAGCGCGCACUCAAGGCUUUCAACCUUGAUCCUGCCGUCUGGGGCGUCAACGUUCAGCCAUACUCCGGUAGCACUGCCAACUUUGCUACCUUUACUGCUCUCCUGCAGCCCCAAGACCGCAUCAUGGGUCUUGGUCUGCCCAGCGGUGGUCACUUGACCCACGGUUACUACACCGCCAAGAAGAAGAUCAGCGCUAGCAGCAUCUACUUCCAGAGCUUCCCUUACCAGGUCGACACCAAGACGGGACUGCUUGACUACGAGGGUCUGCACAAAAACGCCGACCUCUUCAAGCCUCGUAUGCUCAUCACUGGUGGCUCUGCUUAUCCUCGUGACUGGGAUUACAAGCGACUGUCCGAGACCGCCAAGAGCCAACAGGCGUACCUGAUGAGCGACAUUGCACACAUUUCCGGCCUUGUCGCUGCCCAAGUCCAGAACAACCCUUUUGAAUACUGCGACAUUGUCACCACCACCACUCACAAAACCCUCCGUGGCCCUCGUGCAGGCCUCAUCUUCUUCAGAAAGGACAAAGACCCCGAAGUCGAAGGCAAGAUCAACGCCGCCGUGUUCCCCGCUUGCCAAGGUGGCCCUCACAACAAUACCAUCGCAGGUAUUGCAGUCGCUCUCAAGCAAGCUGCUGACCCCGCUUUCAAGGAGUACGCUGCCCAAGUCAUCAAGAACAGCCAGACGAUGGGCAAACGCUUGAUCGAGCACGGCUACAAGCUGCAGACCGACGGAAGUGAGAACCACUUGCUCCUGGUUGAUCUGAGGCCCAUUGGAUUGACCGGAAGCAAGAUUGAGGAGCUUGCUGAUCUUUGCGGUGUCACGGUCAACAAGAACGCCGUUGUUGGCGACACCUCUGCUCUCACCCCUGGUGGCUACCGCCUCGGCACCUCCGCUCUGACAAGCCGCAGUAUGAAGGAGGAAGAGAUGCUCAAGGUGGCAGACUUCUUGCACCGCAUGACCCAGAUCGCUCUCGAGAUCCAGGGCAAGGUUGGCAAGAAGCUUGUCGACUUCAAGAAGGCUGCUCACACGCACGAGGGCGUGAAGCAGCUCAAGAAGGAGGUCGAGGCGUUUGCUACCAGCUUCCCUCUGCCAGGUGUCAGAGACACUUCCUCCAUCAAGAGGCCCAGCGGUGCCAAUGGCCACGCCUGA